Paramuricea clavata is the source of this 682-nucleotide messenger RNA. NCBI's taxonomy places the organism in Eukaryota, Metazoa, Cnidaria, Anthozoa, Malacalcyonacea, Plexauridae. The record is from the annotation of a GenBank genome assembly.
AACUUGAAUGUAGAAAACUUGCUCGAAGACUUAAGUAAAUGCCCAUGGGAUAAUGCCUUUAUCUUUGACGACGUUGAUGACGUUCUUGAAACACUUGAAAUAUUUUUUAAUCAAAUAGUGAUAGAUCAUAUCCCAUUGAAGCAGAAAAGGGUUAAACGUUUUAAACAGCCGGCUUGGAUAAAUGAUGAGAUAGUAGUUGCGAUCGGAAAACGUGAUAAAGAUCUUAAAAGGGCGCGGAAAUCAAAUGCUAUUGAUGAUUGGGCAAAUUAUAAACGCUCCAAAUGUCAUGUUGUAAAUCUGAUUAAAAAGUCAAAACGUGAUUACUUUCAAGAAACAAUCGAAAACAAUAAAGGAAACCCCAAAGGAAUCUGGAAUGCUUUGAAGAUUUUGACUAAGGCACAAAAAUCAAGUAAGAUCAUUGAGCUAAAGAGGGAUAGCGGUUCGUCCGAAACAAACGCAUUGGAAAUGGCAAACAUGUUAAACGACUUUUUUGUAAGUAUUAUUACACAAAUACAGAACGAUCAAGUCUUAACAAAUCCUUUGGAUACGAAAAUUAUUGAUGACUUUGUCUCAACGAAAAUCAACAAUUUUGUCACACAAUACAACAUUCCAUCUAUAACUGUUGAGCAAGUAAAUGAACUUAUUAACAAUUUAUCAUGCUCGAAAGCUACUGGCGUAGAUG